Molecule: messenger RNA, 1362 nt
Organism: Funneliformis caledonium
Lineage: Eukaryota; Fungi; Glomeromycota; Glomeromycetes; Glomerales; Glomeraceae
Source: the annotation of a GenBank genome assembly
AUGCCUUUUCGUAAGGUUAAAGAAAUAAUAUUCAUUGGAACAGGAACUUCUUCGGGCGUUCCUACCGUCGCUUGUCUAACUGAUCCCGAAAAAAGCUGUAAAACUUGUAUGUCGACUUUAACGUCUGAAGGAGAAGUUAAUAUUAGAAGAAAUACAAGUUUACUGGUUAGAGUUAAUCAUGAAGAUGGUAGAGUUAGGAAUAUCGUAAUCGAUUGUGGCAAGACAUUCUAUGUUUCUGCACUAAAAUGGUGGCCAUAUCAUGAGUUGCGUAAUUUGGAUGCAUUGAUAUUGACACACCCGCAUGCGGAUGCAAUUAACGGAUUAGAUGAUUUAAGAGCUUGGACAUUACGUAAAGUUAUACAAGAAUAUAUCCCAGUUUAUUUAACUAGUAUUACUUUUGAAACUAUUCAAACUCUUUUUCCUUAUCUUGUUGAUUCAAAACAAGCAUCUGGUGGAGGUGAUUUACCUGCUUUUAAAUGGAAUAUUAUUGAUAUAAAUCACCCAUUCACCGUCGAAGGAUUAGAAUUCACCCCUCUACCAGCUCAUCACGGAAAAUACUUUACAACAGAUGAACCAUACAUUUAUGUCGGUUACAGAUUUGAAAACAUUUCGUACAUUUCAGAUUGUAAUUUUAUACCAGACGAUACAUUAACUAAAAUGCAAGGAAGCGAUAUAAUGAUAUUAGAUUCAUUAGAUUAUAAAGAACAUCCAUCUCAUUUUUCAAUAAAUCAAGCAAUAAAUAUUUCAAGAAAUUCAAAUCCGGUACCAAAACGAACAUACCUUGUAGGUUUUUCUCAUGGUGUGAACCAUUCUGAAUUAAUUAAUGAAAUGAAGCAAUUACAGUUAAAUGAACCUUUAUUAUGGGUUAGGCCCGCUCAUGAUGGAUUGAAAGUUAGAGAAAAGACCGACUGGAACUUAGAUCUCGAAGAAUUUUUCAUUUUAGAGAUUAAACGCGUUUUACGUCAUACUGAUCCAAUACAAGAACCCAUACAAGAAAAAGAAUUAGCGAAACAAGAAGUAGCAAAGCAAGAAGAACCCGCCCUUCCUCCCGACUUCUUUGAUAAUUCCUCAUUAAAUAAUUCUUCUACAAAAGAUUCUACUACAAUGGAAAUUGAUGAACAAGAAUGGAUAAAUUUUCAAAAAGAAAUUUCAAAAGAAACUCAAGUGAGUAAUCAAAUUGCCAAUGCUGAUGACGAAGAAUUACAAAGAGAUAGAGAUGAAAUGCAAGAACGGGAGCAAGAAUUUUGUUUAGCAAGGUUAGAAAAAUUAAAAGAAGUUGCCAAACGUGUGAAAGAGAUUCGUGAUAAUAAUAUGAAAAGCGAAAAGAAAUGGAUGGAUUGGAGAGCACAAAAAAUUUUGUAA